This is a messenger RNA of Silurus meridionalis, 562 nucleotides long. RefSeq names its product RNA polymerase II, I and III subunit L (gene polr2l). Gene Ontology annotation, cellular component: RNA polymerase I complex; RNA polymerase III complex; RNA polymerase II, core complex. Gene Ontology annotation, molecular function: zinc ion binding; DNA-directed RNA polymerase activity; DNA binding. Lineage: Eukaryota; Metazoa; Chordata; Actinopteri; Siluriformes; Siluridae. Gene Ontology annotation, biological process: transcription by RNA polymerase II; tRNA transcription by RNA polymerase III; transcription by RNA polymerase I. The transcript is spliced from 3 exons. Bases 218 to 421 code for a protein of 67 amino acids. The record is from RefSeq and is a predicted model, not a curated record.
AUACAACGAAUGGUUAAAAGAAUUUGCCCUUGCUGAUAAUUGCCAGCGGAACUAUUUUCAUCCCGAACUUGUUUCUUUCUGUGCCGUUUCCUCGCUAACACAACAAAACCGGAAGUGACGGAUUUUCGGCGUUUGUUUUUUUUCUUUCUUUCUCGAAACGUGGAGAAGGAGUUCUAUAGAAAAUCGGUUUGUACAGGUUCAGGUUGCAGGCAUCAUUAUGAUCAUCCCGAUCCGCUGUUUUACCUGCGGGAAGAUUGUAGGGAACAAGUGGGAGGCUUAUCUGGGUCUCCUUCAGGCAGAAUACACAGAGGGAGACGCUCUGGAUGCGCUGGGCUUAAAGAGGUACUGCUGUCGAAGGAUGCUGCUCUCUCACGUCGAUCUGAUUGAGAAACUGCUGAACUACGCCCCGCUGGAGAAAUAAAACUCGGACUAAAUGGCUUCAUCUCUGUCUUUCAUGUACUGAAUGUGUUCACUGAACCGACUUUUACGGCUUCUUGACUUCACUGUGCUGCAGUUCUGUGAUUGGAUUUCCUUUUUGUAUAAAUAAAAGUAGUAAAUAUGA